Molecule: messenger RNA, 1529 nt
Organism: Punica granatum (pomegranate)
Lineage: Eukaryota; Viridiplantae; Streptophyta; Magnoliopsida; Myrtales; Lythraceae
Source: RefSeq, a predicted model, not a curated record
CUGGCUUUCCGUCUUCUCUCUUCUCAGUUCAUCUCCUGAACUUUGAACGAUGUUUCUCCCUGCUGAUGAUAGCGCUCACUCUCUUUGCUUGUUUCUCAUCUGCAAUGCAAGCUAGUCAAUUUUCAUUCCACGGUUUUGCUACUUGUCGGGUUAUGAUUCCUCAUAGUCGCUAGAUUUGUCCCCUACAUCGAUUCCAUCCUUCAUGGAUAAUUCCACUUGCACGUUGCUCUAUUUCACCUGCCCAUUCCCGGCUAUCACCCCCAGAACCUCAUCCUCCCUCAGACCCAUCACUCGUUUCCCCACCAAGGUCCCUUCUUGUCGGGCUUCAUUGGCUCUGUCGGAUGCAGAAGGGGCGGAGAAGGUGACACUCAGUGAGGGGAGACCCAAGUUCAAGUGGGUCGAGGCGGGCCGGCGUGCUACGGAAGCGCAGAAGGAGGCGAUUGCCAAACUCCCCUGGAAAAUGACCAAGAGAUGCAAGGCCCUCAUGAGGCAGAUCAUAUGCUUCUCCGGAGAAGGGGAGUUGGCGGAUUUGUUGGGUGCUUGGGUGAGGAUUAUGAAGCCCAAGAGGGCUGAUUGGCUCGCCGUGCUGAAGGAGCUAAAGUUGUCGAACCACCCACUUUAUCUCGAGGUAGCAGAGCUCGCUCUUCCAGAAAAAUCCUUCGAGGCCAAUGUUCGUGACUACACAAAACUAAUCCACAGUUACGGUAAACAAAACCAACUAACAGAUGCAGAGAAGACUCUUUUCACCCUGAAAGAGCGAGGCUUUACUUGUGACCAAGUAGCCUUAACUGCUCUGCUUGACAUGUACAGCAAAGCAGGGGACUUUAGUAAGGCCAAGGAAACCUUUGAAGAGAUCAAAUUGCUUGAUGAACCACCUGAUAAGCGAUCAUACGGCGCAAUGAUUAUGGCCUGCAUCAGGGCAGGGAAGCUCGAGGAGGGAGAGGCGCUGCUCCAAGAAAUGUCAGAUCAAGAAAUUACUGCUGGAAGCGAAGUCUACAAGGCUCUCCUGAGGGCCUAUUCUGUUAUGGGACAUGCCAAAGGGGCCCAGCGUGCUUUUGAUGCUAUACAGCUCGCAGGCAUCGUCCCUGACUCUCGGAUCUGUGGGCUGCUCAUAAACGCGUACUCAAUUGCAGGCCUGAGUGAGAGGGCCCAUUCUGCUUUUGAGAACAUGAGGAGAGUGGGGAUCAAGCCUAACGACAAGUGUGUUGCCCUUGUGGUAGGUGCUUACGAGAAGGAAGGAAAGCUGAGUAGUGCAUUGAAGUUUUUAAUGUGUUUGGAGAGGGACGGGAUUAGUUUAGGGAGAGAAGCGAGUGAAAGGCUCGCUGCCUGGUUUCGGAGGCUCGGGGUGGUGCAGGAGGUGGAGCUCGUGUUGAGAGAGUUUGCCUCGGUAGAGGCAGGGGCCAAUGAGCAUUGUAUUCUGUAAUUGUUUUAAUUCUUUUUUUAUUUUUAAGUUUUGUAUGUAUAGAUAUAGUGAUGGUUUUGAAGAAAUUGAUAGCAAUCAGAGUGGAAAAAAUUAGUUUGAUGUUUAA